Pocillopora damicornis (cauliflower coral) is the source of this 1817-nucleotide messenger RNA. RefSeq names its product mediator of RNA polymerase II transcription subunit 7-like. Gene Ontology annotation, biological process: regulation of transcription by RNA polymerase II. Gene Ontology annotation, cellular component: mediator complex; core mediator complex. Gene Ontology annotation, molecular function: transcription coregulator activity. The record is from RefSeq and is a predicted model, not a curated record. NCBI's taxonomy places the organism in Eukaryota, Metazoa, Cnidaria, Anthozoa, Scleractinia, Pocilloporidae.
UCAACAUCAUUCCCUUGCGGGAAAAACCUGAUUGGAAUGGAAACGAGAAAUAAUACCCAUAGUCCACUUCAGCCGUAUGAGUAAUUUCCAAGAUGGCCGCAGAAGGUGUCUGUCCGUUUCCUCUUCCCCCAGCUCAAUACUACAAGGUUUACACGGAUGAAAAUGUAAAGAAGCAAUUAGUACCUGAUCCACCAACUCCAGCUGAGGGAGCUUACGCUAUUUUUGGGGCUUCUUUUGAGACUGACGAAUCCAUUAUCAGACCGUUAGAACUUCAGGGAAUAACCAGACUUUAUACAACUCAGGGGAGAUUUGAUCGCAUCAAAGAGCUAAAAAAACUAAAUCAUUCCAUUGUCAUAAACUUCUUGGAGCUGUUAGAUAUUCUAAUUAAAUCUCCUUCGUCACCUAAGAGAGAAGAAAAACUAGAAGACUUGAACUUACUAUUUAUUAAUAUUCAUCACUUGAUCAAUGAACUUCGACCACAUCAGGCACGGGAGACAUUAAGAGUAAUGAUGGAAAGGCAAAAGCAGCAGAGACUGGACACAGCAGACAAACUAAACAAGCAUUUGGACAGAGUGGUGGCAAUGCUACAGUCUAGCCUAUCCUCAUUACAGUUGAGUGCAAGACAACAGGACAGCUCUUUUGAAAAAAUGGAGGUUAAUCAAUCACAAGAUCGCUCAGAGGAAAAUGAAGAGUUCAGCAGAGAAGAUGAAAUCAUGUGCAGUGCCUUGGAAAAUAUCUCAUAGCUAGACAUUUGUGACUGGAACUCUACAGACCCUGUCAAUAUGAAUGUUAUAUAAAUGUAAUGUAAAGUUUUGCUGCGUCUUAGAGGAGAAAUAAUAUGCUAUUUAAAAACAUGUGGAAUCAUUUGUUCAGACAACUGUUUUUUUUGUGGCCUUAAAUGUAACUAUAUCUUUGUUGUAAGAUAAUUGUACAAAUCAGUAUUAUGAGGUUCUAAGUUAUAAAUAAUUUAGGAUUAACAUAAAUUUAUAUACUAAAUAUAAAAUCGAAUAUUAAUGUACAGGCUCUGUAUAUGCAAGCUGUUGUAAAUAUAGUGCUAAUGCACUUGAUUGAUGUGAUGUUUUAGUGCUUCAGUGGUGUCUAAAGUAUAAUGUUGGAGAUCUGGGUGAAUAUUUUAACUGCCAUUGAUAGAUUUAUUCUCUCCAUAUGAAAGCUUACCUUGGGGAGGUAUGGAAAGUGGCCCACUGAUGAAAUCUAUAUCCAAAAUGUUUCAGCCUUUUUGAUGAGGUCUUCAAAAAUAGUUUCAUGAGGAUGGGUCCUGUCAUUUACCAUUUUCUAUUUUUGACAGGAUGUGUGCCUGCGCGAUAUAUAUUAAAAUGGAAAUUGGUAUCCUUUUCAAAAACUUCAUCCCUUUUAUUUUCUAAACUUUUGUUAACAAUUACAUGGUAAUAACGAAGCAGUUAAGUUAAUUAGAGAUGCUAUGGAGAACCUCAGAGGCAGCCCCUCUGUUAGAUUACCCUAUCCUUCCAAAUACCUCAACUUAAGAUACUCUUAAAGGGGGAUCAAAUCAGUUGAUAAAACCAAAAUUGUCUUGUGAAGAAAUUCUUACUCAUUUGCAUAACUAAAGGAAGUACUCCUUAAGACAGAACCUCCCUCUGCAGAGCACUGAUUAUCGUUAGUAAUCCCCUUGCCCCUAUUUUACUUGUAAAUUCUGUAAUCAGCACUUUUCAAAUACUUGGCGGAUUGAUGCUGGUGGUUAAUCACUCAAGGUUAUCUAUAAUAACAACCUCAACACUACAGUGUGUAUUUUUGUGGCAAAAGCAUUAUUUCUGCUGCAAUAAAAUUUCUGAGCUUGAAGG